AUGGCGUUGAAGGUGCUGAAGGGAAUGGUCAGCGGAGCUGUUAACGAGCUCUCAUCAGCCGUUACCGGCAACAAGACGGCUGCCUCCCGGGAGCAAGUCCUGGCUGUUAAACGCGACUACAUCUCCCAGCCGCGCCUGACCUAUAAGACAGUGUCUGGAGUGAACGGGCCUCUCGUGAUUCUGGACCAGGUGAAGUUUCCCAGGUAUGCAGAGAUCGUCCACCUGACCCUGCCAGAUGGAACCAAGAGGAGUGGCCAGGUGUUGGAGGUUACAGGGUCUAAAGCCGUGGUGCAGGUGUUUGAGGGGACAUCAGGUAUUGAUGCUAAGAAGACCAGCUGUGAGUUUACAGGGGACAUCCUACGCACCCCUGUCUCUGAAGAUAUGCUGGGUCGCGUGUUUAAUGGAUCAGGCAAGCCCAUCGACAAAGGCCCCACAGUGAUGGCAGAAGACUACCUGGACAUCAUGGGCCAGCCUAUCAACCCUCAGUGUCGUAUCUACCCGGAGGAGAUGAUCCAGACAGGGAUCUCUGCUAUAGACGGCAUGAACAGCAUCGCUAGGGGGCAGAAAAUACCCAUCUUCUCUGCUGCAGGACUGCCACACAACGAGAUAGCGGCUCAGAUCUGUCGUCAGGCAGGCCUGGUGAGGAAGUCUAAAGAUGUGAUGGACUACAGUGAUGACAACUUCGCUAUCGUCUUCGCCGCAAUGGGGGUCAACAUGGAGACAGCUCGGUUCUUCAAGUCAGACUUUGAGGAGAAUGGUUCCAUGGACAAUGUCUGUCUGUUCCUCAACCUGGCCAACGACCCCACUAUAGAGCGUAUCAUCACGCCCCGCCUAGCUCUGACAUCAGCAGAGUAUCUGGCCUAUCAGUGUGAGAAGCACGUCCUCGUCAUCCUGACUGACAUGAGCUCCUACGCAGAGGCGUUACGAGAAGUCUCAGCGGCCAGAGAGGAGGUCCCAGGUCGUCGUGGUUUCCCAGGCUACAUGUACACUGACCUUGCCACCAUCUACGAGAGAGCUGGUCGGGUGGAGGGACGCAACGGCUCUAUCACCCAGAUCCCUAUACUAACUAUGCCCAACGAUGACAUCACUCACCCCAUCCCUGAUCUGACAGGGUACAUCACUGAGGGACAGAUCUACGUGGACAGACAGCUGCACAACAGACAGAUCUAUCCUCCCAUCAAUGUUCUGCCAUCACUGUCUCGUCUGAUGAAGUCAGCCAUCGGAGAGGGGAUGACACGCAAAGACCACUCUGAUGUUUCCAACCAGCUGUAUGCGUGUUAUGCUAUAGGUAAGGACGUGCAGGCGAUGAAGGCUGUGGUAGGAGAGGAGGCUCUGACGCCUGAUGAUCUUCUCUACCUGGAGUUCCUACAGAAGUUUGAGAAGAACUUCAUCGCCCAGGGAGCCUAUGAGAACAGGACUGUGUUUGAGACACUGGAUAUCGGCUGGCAGCUGAUGAGAAUCUUCCCCAAAGAGAUGCUGAAAAGAAUCCCUCAGAGCACCCUGGCAGAGUUCUACCCCCGCUUGAAGUAA
This is a messenger RNA of Salvelinus namaycush (lake trout), 1530 nucleotides long. It is a transcript of the gene atp6v1b2b, whose product is annotated as ATPase H+ transporting V1 subunit B2. The record is from RefSeq and is a predicted model, not a curated record. Gene Ontology annotation, biological process: ATP metabolic process; proton transmembrane transport. Gene Ontology annotation, cellular component: proton-transporting V-type ATPase, V1 domain. The coding region runs from base 1 to 1530 and encodes 509 amino acids. Lineage: Eukaryota; Metazoa; Chordata; Actinopteri; Salmoniformes; Salmonidae. Gene Ontology annotation, molecular function: ATP binding; proton-transporting ATPase activity, rotational mechanism. The transcript has 14 exons.